CUAUAUUGCUGGACAAUGGAGCCCUUGUUUGUGCCUCACUUGGUGGAUAUGGUAGAUUAUAUCAGUUGUGACCCAAUUUCCGCUUCUAAACGGAUCCCAAAUCUAGCGCAGAUCUAUUUGAUUGUCUUUUACGAGGAGCGUGAAUUUGCAUUGUUUGUAUCGUUGAUUUCUAACGAGCUUAGAGUGCCUGUAAGAUACUUGAGAGAAGAUAAGCCACACGGUUCGGCUGGUGGACUAUAUAACUUCAGGGAUUUUAUCAUGGAAGAUGAUCCGGUUCGUAUUUUAAUUUUAUUCUUUAUUAUUUACACAUUCUAUUAAAAUGUAAUAGAAA
This is a messenger RNA of Erythranthe guttata (spotted monkey flower), 331 nucleotides long. NCBI's taxonomy places the organism in Eukaryota, Viridiplantae, Streptophyta, Magnoliopsida, Lamiales, Phrymaceae. The record is from RefSeq and is a predicted model, not a curated record.